Messenger RNA from Penicillium crustosum, 1071 nucleotides. Its product is annotated as NAD-dependent epimerase/dehydratase family protein. Bases 1 to 1071 code for a protein of 356 amino acids. The transcript has 8 exons. The record is from RefSeq and is a predicted model, not a curated record. NCBI's taxonomy places the organism in Eukaryota, Fungi, Ascomycota, Eurotiomycetes, Eurotiales, Aspergillaceae.
AUGCCCUCGAAUAUUUUAGUCAGUGGUGCCGCCGGCUACAUAGGAGGUUCCAUAGUCGCAGACUUUCUAGCAAGAAAGACCAUAUCAACUGAUGUGGAUCGGCUUAUUGCUGCGGUUAGGUCUGAAGAUCAAGCUAAUUCCUUAUCGAAUUUGGGCGUCCGCGUUAUUCAGUUGGAUUUGACGGACGAAGAUGCUGUGGUAAAAAGCGUGCUAUCCCAUAACAUCAGCAUCGUUAUUCACACGGCAAGCUCUAUAAAUCCAACUCUAGCGCUACACUUGAUCACCGCGUUGAGCAAGCAAGGUGAAGUGAGUGGGGAAAAAACAUAUUUCAUCCACACCUCGGGAUUAGGUGCGUUCUUCGAAAAUACCGGUUGGCCGGCAGGACCAUUUAAAGACACAGAUGCCGUGUUCGAUACUGAGAAGGGAUUGGCCGACUCCUCCCCUCUCCGAAAGACUGACGUGGCUGUUAUCGAGCAUGCCGAAAAACGAGGAGUAGGCUGUUUUGUUGUUGUACCUUCCCUAGUUUAUGGGAAGGGAAGUGGCGAAUGGAAUAAGCUGUCCGUAGUGCUACCCGUCUACGUCAAGGCAAGCAUCUCGGGUCGGGCUGUUUAUAAAUUCCCCGAAGACACGAAAGUCUCAAGCGUGCACAUCUCUGAUUUGACUGCACUAUACGGACGGAUUAUCGAGAAUAUCCUCCAUGGAGAGCCGCUUCCAACUGGCAGAGAAGGAUAUUACUUUGCACUGGCCCAUUAUCUCCAUUUGGGAGAAGUCCUAGACCACUUAGCUAUACAGCUAAAGGCUCGUGAUUUGAUAACAGAUUCAAAGACAAAGAUAUAUCUCAAUGAUGAGGCUGCUGCAAGCUCACUAGGCAUUCCGGUGCCAUUUGUGCGACCCUUGUGGAAUUCAGGCGAUAACAUCAUCGCCGAAAUUCCGCACAAGAUCGGGUGGAGACCAACGUGGAAUAAGGAUCGAUUUCUCCAAAACAUCGAUGACGAGAUCCAAGCCGUAGUAGAGCAUAGAAAGGCGAAGAGCAGUCUUAUUGAUUCUUUGUUUGAAUUCGCUGCAGAGUAA